CGUCAGAAUAGCAAUAUUCAUAUUUUAUAUGUGUUCAUCAUUUUAAGUCCCUAUCAUAUGUCUGUAUUCAAGACCAAAACAGGGACGCAUUUAAAGAACUUGACUGGGCAUUUGUUGAUCUUUUUGAUGCCUACUGAACAGAAAACUACUGCUAACUCCUUAAUUAAGGCUCUUUCUUUAUACGCCAUCUUUGCAUUUCAAGGAAAUUUUACUAGUUUGACUCGAUUAAAUUCACAUCUUACAUUUUAUUUCAGCAGAAGGAUGUGACUUUCCUGACUCAUGGACCGGUACUUGGUUCAGCAGCCGCCGGGGCGACCUGGUUUUCAACUCGACCACGGUCGACAACAUAAACACAACUUUGACCGGACCCUUGCAAUAUACAUGCUUCAUGAAAUCUGGCAACACCUAUGUUCUAAGAUCCGAACUGUUCACUCUUCACAAUGCUCUUCACAGAGUGUACUUUUGUUUGGAAUUCACGGAAGUGACAUCAUCUUCGUUGAUGUACUACCAUAUGACAAAGGAGAACCCGCAAGCUUACAACGAGCGUCUGAAAGCGUACCCCUCCAUAUCGUCUGUGACUCUGCUGGACUUGUGUGACGAUACUCCGGACACCACUUCUUGGGAGAUGCUGGUCAAACAAGGCUCCACCUUGGACGCUGCGACAGAUUGUCCGAACGGUAUACGUGGCGUGUAUAACUACACGAUGACCCUUGCGUCCACUACGACUUGUGGUCUUGGUAACAGCAGUCUGGACGUGUGCACGGACACGGUGGCCCCUACCGUCAAUAUGUCACUCUGCAAUACACCAGUGGCAUACUCGGCUGAUGGUUUGUUGCAGUGUGUCUACAGUGAGGCAAUUGACUCGUACACGUACACCCUGAUUCUAAACCUCGACAACGCUACAGACGAGAUGACUACAUACAGGUUCACGUGCUUGGUGUCUGGAAUAUUGGGAGAUUACACGUACGUGUCUCAGUACCCGCAGAUAUGUCAUUCCUCUCAGACGCCGACGUCUGUCCCCGCCGGCGGGGGAACUCUUGUCAUGCUACCAUCAAGAACUUGCCCGAGUAGUGCAUCUGGACUAUGGAACGACUACACCGCGAUACCUCUGCUGUUGCUCGUCAAGUUUGUACUGUUCAUGUUGUGA
Messenger RNA from Mercenaria mercenaria, 1147 nucleotides. RefSeq lists its product as uncharacterized. Bases 389 to 1147 code for a protein of 252 amino acids. The record is from RefSeq and is a predicted model, not a curated record. NCBI's taxonomy places the organism in Eukaryota, Metazoa, Mollusca, Bivalvia, Venerida, Veneridae. The transcript is spliced from 8 exons.